Molecule: messenger RNA, 1932 nt
Organism: Hippocampus comes (tiger tail seahorse)
Lineage: Eukaryota; Metazoa; Chordata; Actinopteri; Syngnathiformes; Syngnathidae
Product: paired box protein Pax-5
Exons: 3
Coding region: 302-592 (96 amino acids)
Source: RefSeq, a predicted model, not a curated record
AAUAAAUUUCCAAAAGGGUUUUCGAGUUUGAAGAUUCUGUGAAUGCAUUGUGUCUUUUGGUGACUGUACGAGCAUUUUAACAGUGGAAAGAUACUGCACUUAGUUUGUGAAGCGUAACGCAAGCAUGAUGGCAGAACGAUGCUAUUUUCUGUGUUCGCGAGUUCUGAUCAAUUCAUAACAUUUCCGAGAAAGACAUUGAGAGUGUGUUAAUGCCAAAGGUAAACAAACAAUACAAUCCGACUCCCUUAUUUAGUUAUUUUUAUUUUUAACUACUAAAGAAGAUUUUAACUUGUUGUUUGACAUGAUCUGCUUCUGCUUUUGGUUUCCCUAUUCAGGAGGAGAUUUCUCUGGAAGCCCCUAUUCCCAUCCUCAGUAUUCCACAUACAACGAAUCCUGGAGAUUUCCUAACCCUAGUUUAUUAGUGUUUCAGCAAGAUUACGGAUCCCUCUUAGGUACUGAAAUCGGCUGUUCCUCGAGUCUCUUCACCAGCCAGGCGGGACAGAUGCAAGGCUCACCGUACUACUACAGUGCGACAUCACGUGGGGCCGGACCCACCGCCACGGCCACAGCCACGGCGUACGAUCGCCACUGACCAUGCCUGCUGAGAAGAGGAGAGGACAAGGGAAGGAGGGAGGGAAAGGAUAGCACCAGCACUGCUCACUUCAACAAGUCUGCCCCCGUGCACUGACCAAUCACAUUUUGACAAUUGUGAAUCCUUUUUGGACUGUCAUUGAAACCGACCUACGCACUGCCACCCUGUCAAAAAGUUACUGUGAGGACACGCGUGAUGCAGUGCGACAGGUAGGCUCCAUCCAUGCAUUUCGAGUACAUUUUUGCAACUCUGAGGACUCUUCUACUACAUCAGACGUGGAUAUGUUCAUUUUCAACCACUAACAAAUCCAAGAGACAUAUCCACAAGCCACGAUUUAGCAUUUCGUAAUCUUGUGGGCUGAUUGCUUUGUGUGUGACGGUUGGGACGAUUCUUUUUCUGAUGAUACAGUGUGGCCUGGCUAGAGCAAAAUCAAACCACGCUUUUUUAAAACCAGUGGUCAAUCAAUUCAAUGUUCUAUGCCAUGUUACGCUGAAGUAAAGACAAUCCAACUUGCAUAACUUUAAAUGACCAAACCCUUUUAAUGCCAGCCUCUUGGAUUACACCAUGGGUGGGGAAUCUACAGCCUGUGGGCCAUAUCGGGCCAUGACAGCAUUUUAUUCGGCCCACCGGCUAAAUAAAAUGCUCCAAAUUAUCUGCAAUUGUUCAGAAUUUAUCGAGCCAUCCUUUUCAUACCCUGCAAACUUUGGGCAAGAGGCCCGAUACACACAGGGCUGUUUGCCAACUAAUUAAUUAUCAGGGGCAGCAAACUAAGUUUUAUUGUCGGCCACAUUGUCGAGUUCAUAUAAAUGCAUUAUUAUUAAUCUUCAUCUUCGUUAUACUACUUCAUACUUUAUAAUUUCACCUGCAUUUAAUGGUUGUUUGAUACUUUUUUUAAACAGAUUGAAGUUGAAGUGACAACCCAAUAUUCAAGUACAGUAUACACCAAUUUUUCAAUCUAUGUUAAAAAAAGAUUUUUUUUGUAAUGCUUUUAAUAGCAUAAAAAUUGAGGAAAACCAAUCGUUUUGGUAAAGAUUUUCUGCCAAAUGAAAAGAACAAAUCAAUUUGGCUACAAACAUGAAGUAGACAGACACACUUGGGUUUGCUUUAGUGAGCCAUUUGAAACGGUCCCACAUAGGUUCCCUACCCCUGGGUGACAAUAAAGUAACGAUGACGAGGAUGAGCCUUUCGGACAAAGCACAGACCUCAAGUGUAAAAUGAAUUAUGGACUAUGUUGAAAUGAGACCCAACUAAAUUCAAACAGCGUGUGUUACCAUACAGGAAGGUGCUAUCCAAUCUCCCCCGGCAAGAUUUCGUAGUCAUCAAUAGCUAUUUAUAAUGGU